Corvus hawaiiensis (hawaiian crow) is the source of this 15587-nucleotide messenger RNA. RefSeq names its product integrator complex subunit 7 (gene INTS7). Gene Ontology annotation, cellular component: integrator complex. The transcript is spliced from 20 exons. NCBI's taxonomy places the organism in Eukaryota, Metazoa, Chordata, Aves, Passeriformes, Corvidae. The record is from RefSeq and is a predicted model, not a curated record. Bases 28 to 2910 code for a protein of 960 amino acids. Gene Ontology annotation, biological process: snRNA 3'-end processing.
GCGCGGGGCCGGCGGCGAGCGGCUGCAAUGGCGGCCAGCGCCAAGUCCUUCCUGGCCGACGCGGGCUAUGGCGAGCAGGAGCUGGACGCCAACUCCGCCCUCAUGGAGCUGGACAAAGGCCUCAGGUCUGGCAAACUCGGGGAGCAGUGCGAAGCCGUCGUUCGCUUUCCCAGGCUCUUCCAGAAAUACCCGUUCCCUAUUCUCAUCAACUCGGCGUUCCUAAAGCUAGCCGAUGUUUUCAGAGUGGGCAACAACUUCCUGAGGCUGUGUGUACUGAAAGUUACCCAGCAGAGUGAGAAGCACUUAGAGAAGAUCCUAAAUGUGGAUGAAUUUGUCAAGAGAGUUUUCUCAGUAAUCCAUAGCAAUGAUCCGGUUGCUCGGGCUAUUACACUCCGGAUGCUAGGCAGCAUGGCAUCUAUCAUUCCAGAAAGGAAGAAUGCACAUCACAGUAUUCGUCAGAGUUUGGAUUCCCAUGAUAAUGUGGAAGUUGAAGCUGCUAUAUUUGCUGCUGCCAACUUUUCUGCACAAUCUAAGGAUUUUGCUGUUGGAAUAUGUAAUAAAAUCAGCGAGAUGAUUCAAGGUUUGGCCACACCUGUGGACUUGAAGCUGAAGUUGAUCCCUAUUCUGCAGCACAUGCACCACGACGCGAGCUUGGCCUCCAGCUCCCGGCAGCUGCUGCAGCAGCUGGUGACAUCCUACCCCUCCACCAAGAUGGUCAUUGUCACCCUGCACACCUUUACUCUGCUUGCUGCUUCUUCUUUGGUUGAUAUUCCCAAGCAGAUCCAACUUCUGUUGCAGUACUUGAAAAAUGACCCCAGGAAGGCUGUGAAGAGGCUUGCAAUCCAGGAUUUGAAGUUAUUGGCCAACAAGACACCACAUACAUGGAGCAGAGAAAAUAUUCAGGCACUCUGUGAAUCUGCUCUUAACACUCCUUAUGACAGCUUGAAAAUGGGCAUGUUAUCUGUUCUUUCCACAUUAUCAGGGACCAUUGCCAUUAAACAGUACUUCAGCAGUGCUCCAGGAGCAGCAGCUACAACUGCAAGAUUUGAUUUGGUAAAACUAGCACAGGAGUGCUGUUACCACAAUAACCGUGGCAUUGCAGCUCAUGGAGUGAGAAUCCUGACCAAUAUAUCAGCCUCUUGCCAGGAGAAAGAUCUUCUGCCUUUGGAGCAAGAUGCAGUUUUUGGCUUAGAAGCUCUUCUUGUUCUUUGUAGUCAAGAUGACAGCCCAGGAGCCCAGGCUACCUUAAAGAUCACGCUGACUUGCAUGGUGAAGCUGGUGAAGUGCCGCCCUCACCUGAGCCAGUCCGUGGUGGAAUCCCUGCUGACACAGCUGCACAGUGCCCAGGACAAUGCCAGGAUCCUCAUGUGCCACUGCUUAGCAGCCAUUGCCAUGCAGCUGCCUGUCUUGGCAGAUGGGAUCCUAGGAGACCUAAUGGACCUCUAUAAAUUAAUUGGACAAUCUGCCACAGAUAAAAAACAGGAACUCUUGGUUUCUCUUGCCACAGUGAUAUUUGUUUCCAGUCAGAAAGCUUUGUCCACAGAAAUCAAAACUGUUAUUAAACAGCAGCUUGAGAAUGCCUCCAAUGGAUGGACAGCCUACAGGAUAGCCAGGCAGGCUUCCAGGAUGGGCAACCACGACAUGGCCAGAGAACUGUAUCAAAGCCUGCUGACUCAGGUGGCUUCAGAACACUUCUACUUCUGGCUGAACAGCCUGAAGGAGUUCUCCCAUGCAGAGCAGUGCCUGACAGGCCUGCAGGAGGACAACUACAGCUCCGCGCUCUCCUGCAUUGCCGAAGCCUUAAAAUCCUACCACAAAGGAAUAGCGUCACUGACGGCUGCUAGUACACCACUUAAUCCUCUGAGCUUUCAGUGUGGGUUUGUGAAACUCAGGAUUGACCUUCUGCAAGCUUUUUCUCAACUUAUUUGUACCUGCAACAGCCUAAAAACAAGUCCACCACCAGCUAUUGCCACAACGAUUGCUAUGACAUCGGGAAACGAUCUCCAAAGGUGUGGACGCAUCUCUAACCAGAUGAAACACUCCAUGGAGGAAUUCCGAAACUUGGCUACACGGUACGGAGAUCUGUAUCAGUCAUCUUUUGAUGCAGACUCAGCAACUCUAAGGAAUGUAGAACUACAACAGCAGAGCUGCCUGUUGAUUUCACAUGCAAUAGAAGCUCUGAUUUUGGAUCCAGAAUCUGCAAGUUUCCAGGAAUAUAGCUCAAAUGGAACAGCUCAUGUUGAAAGUGAAUAUGAAAGAAGAAUGAUGUCUGUAUUUAAUCAUGUACUAGAGGAAGUGGAAUCCCUCAACAGGAAAUAUGCUCCUGUGUCUUACUUGCAUACAGCUUGUCUGUGCAAUGCUGUCAUUGCCUUGUUGAAGGUGCCCCUUUCAUUUCAAAGGUACUUUUUCCAAAAGCUGCAGUCUACAAGUAUUAAGCUUGCUCUAUCCCCGUCUCCAAGGAACCCAGCAGAACCUAUAGCAGUACAAAACAACCAGCAAUUGGCCCUCAAGGUGGAAGGAGUGGUUCAGCACGGAUCUAAACCAGGCCUUUUCCGUAAAAUCCAGUCUGUCUGUCUAAAUGUCUCUUCAGUGCUGCAGAGCAAAUCUGGACAAGACUAUAAGAUUCCUAUCGACAACAUGACCAAUGAAAUGGAGCAGAGGGUGGAACCGCACAACGACUACUUCAGCACUCAGUUUCUGUUAAACUUUGUGAUCCUUGGCACCCACAACAUCACUGUGGAGUCCUCUGUGAUAGAUUCAAAUGGUAUUGUCUGGAAAACUGGGCCUAAAACAACUAUUUUUGUUAAGUCUCUUGAGGACCCGUACUCGCAGCAGGUUCGUCUCCAGCAGCAGCAAGGACAGCCUCCAUCCCAGCAGCAGCAGCAGAGAACCGCCUACUCACGGUUUUGAUUCCCAGAAGUGACUCCGUCCUGCUCAAUUGGUAUUGCAGUUUUUCUUGGACAUUUUUUUUUUUUAAUUUUUUUGGAAGACUUUUUAUUAUAACCUUCUCCUAGAAAGUCUCAGAUGCCAAUUUGUUGCUUUUUAAAUUAUCUGGGGUAAAUUUGAACUUGAUUCAGCCGAGGCAGCUGUUCAAAUUUGGAGUUGUGCUCUUACUAUAAACUUCUACCUGUUCUCUAACUUUGUUUACAAACCUGUUCCAGCAGACUUCAUAAACUAUGAUAGCAGGGGACACUAAGAGCUUGCUGACUGGUACUUUCCAUGCUAUUGCUUUUUGAAGCACAUAGGUUCUAAUGUUAGGCGUACAGGAUGUUGGGAAACACUUCACUUUGGCUGGUUAUACAGCAAUGAGUGUAAUACCAAGUGUGUAUCUUUUAAUGUGAAGGAAUGGGCAGGAAUAUCCAUAGAUUUUUUUUCUGACAUUUUAAUAGCAAGUUCCAGUAUUUGGCUGGUGUAUGUGUGUUGUUACAAUUCAUCAGCACUACUUAAUGCAUGCAGCUGAAAGGAAAAAAACUGCAGCUCACUUGUGAUACCCAGUCCUGCAGAGGGAGGAGAUUGCUUGAGGGGCUGCUGUCUGGGGAGUCUUGCAAGAGGCAGAGUUUUACAGGUGGGAAUAAUCACUGUCUCUCAGAUGAUAUAGAAAAUAUUACCAUGUUGUUUUUAAAUUUUCAUGCAUCUGUAUUUCUGAAGCCUUUCAUUUUGUUGGGGGUUUUUUUAUUUGCUCUUUUAAGAGGGAAAUUUAAAUGAAUGACAACUUGCAAGUUAACAGCUUUGUUCCUUAAAAGGAGUCUUCUAUACCAAAGGCUUUGUAAUCUUGUGUAGUCUUUGACCAGCUUUCUAAUCUUAAUUGUUAAUUUUACAAGAUAACUUGAAAUAGAAUUUUGCCAAUACUAGAAAUCGAUCCAGAAUAAUUUUGGAAAUACACUGCUUCAUACAUAAUUUUCAUGCUUCCUUUGUGAUAUAAAAGGCUGAACUCUGUGUCCAGACUUUCAGGCAGUAGAUCACAUAACAUGACCUUCACCUUCUCUUCAUAAAAAGUCUCUGCUUAUCACUCUGCAGGAAAGUAGGACCCACUUGAGUGAGGAGGAGGAAGGAUGGCUCUUACAGACUUCAGCUUGUAAAUGGCUUAAUCCCUCUCGCUGGAGCAGAAAUUUUUAUUGUUAUUUUCUCAGCAAAUUCCCAUGAUACUGUCAUUUCUUCAAGGUGAUUUCACUGUGGAGCCGACUGGAGCUUACAGAUUUUGCUCGCUUCAAGUGCAGAGAAUAUGAUAAUGAAUUGCUGUAAGCCGAGGCUUCCUUUGCAUAGCAGGAUGAAGAAUUUUUUUCUGUGUUACUCAUAGUAGUUCCUUUUGGCUUGAGACUCUCUAAAAAAAAUAAAAAUUGAAGUGAUGAUGCUAGAUGUCAUAAUAUCUUAGUCAGGCUGUAAUCCUAACUAGAAAAGAUAAUUGGGAUGAAAGGUUGAAACAGAAGACACAAAAGUGGGGAGAAGUUGAGCAGCAUACUCCUUAAAUGAUUUUGCUUUUGAACAGGAGACACAAAGUGCCACUGCCUUUCAAGCUGACUGAGGAAAUUGGUGGUUUCUGUCCCAGUUUUGUGGUUCCAUGCCUACAGCUUUGUGUGUGUGUUUAUACAUACAGCUGUGUGCACACAUGCAUAUAUGUACCUGUAGCUACAUCUAGUUAAAUGGUCCAGAAAGAGGUGAUUGACCUGGUGUUAUGUAUGCUCUCUGUCAGAUUGAAGAUCUGAACUCCUUGUGGUCAGCUGGGUUUUUUCAUUAAAGCCAUAGAUCAGUGUCUUUACCACAAAACCCUCUGUAUUUUAAUGCAAAAAAAAAAAAAGGAGGACUAAGAGGUCAAACAGUUCCUUUUAUCCUGCAUAAUGAAUGUGUGUUUCUUUCUCUGUUAUUGACCAAUAUGUUGGUGGAAAUCUUUGAUGGUGCCAUUCCAAAACAACUCAGAAAUUACAAGACACUGUUCUACACUGGGGAACAAACUUUUCUCGUAAGUCAUGUGAUGUUCCCAGUGCAUAGAUAAACUUAUGAGAAGCCUAGCAGGAACAAGCCCAGACUCAUCCAGGGAAAGCCCUGCUCUGGCCUGAAGCUUAACUGUCUGUGAGCUGGUAAGAUUAACCCUAGUACAGCUGAAAAAAGUGUUCCUUCUUUAAACAAGUCUGCUCACCUGAUCUGAGAGGCCUCUAGAACUCCAAGAACUUGUAUCAGUUUUAAAGCCAAGCAAAUACUAAUUGAAGCCUGAGAAUGUGGAUGUUAGGUAUGGGAGAUUGCAGGGGGAGGAAAAUUGCAAUUACUACUUAUUGGAAAUUAGCUCGUAUAGGAAGUUGGAUUGCUGUGCAAAUACCUGUAUUUCUAACAAACUCUGAAGGAUUUCUCAUGCUGGCUCAUUUGCAGGUUAAUUAUAUGUGUGUGCUGAUCAGGAAAGGCCCUGGACCUUUAGUAAAUUGUCCUUUUAUGUAAGCACAGUGUUUUAUGUUUUGUUAGAUUUGUAGUGAGGUUAUUCUUGGGGGUGUAUUUUGUUUGUUUUCUAACAUGGUGUAUUUUUAUUCCUAAUACACUGGGAAAUACACUUGUCAAUUCAACAGAAACCACGUGUUCCAUGGCAGACAAUUGCUCAAAAUACCUAAAGAGAAGUGAGGAAGCAAUAUGCAGAAAGCUGCUGUUGGAGCUAUCAGCAGUGAAUGUGAUCCUUGACUAUUAGUGGAAGCAGGGAGGUUAUUCUUGCUAGAUUCCUGCGUUCUGUUUCUGGUGCCUGUACUUGAAGAUGUGCAACAAAGAAUUUGGAAAGCACUUCUGACAUACGGACCCAACUUAAAUCUCCUUAGUGCUUCUCAGUAAACAAAGCAGUAACUUGAUUACUAUGCAUAGCUGCACACUGAUAAUGGAAGACAAUUCAGAUCUGUUUCACUUACUGGCAGAAGAAAGAAAAUAUUCAGUGGCUAGACAUUGGUCCUGAGACAGCUGCUAAGAAUUCAAACAACAGAAGGGCUUAUGCAGACAGCUACGUCAUGAUCUGUUCCUAAUCACUGAGAUACGCUUUCAUCUAGCUGGGAUAAAUUGUUGGGCUGAGCAGGAGGAGAGAUGAUUGAAUGAAGAUGACUGGAGGUGCUGGUAAUAUGUGCAGUUCAGCGUUAAGACAAUAGUUUGUGGUGCUUAGGCUCUGUAAUGUGACCUGGCUUCUCCUCAGAUGGUGGAGGAUGGUGUAGCCAGUUACUCUCGGAAGUACUUGCUGCUCACAUUCCUGUGAACAUGUGCUCAGGCAUGCCAGAAAGUGUCAUUUCUAGAUUCCUGGCUGAUCCCUUGCUCCAGGCAAUGUGGAACUGGAUGCAAGGCAGGGAAGGAAUGUCCGCUGUCAGAUUCUACCUUCCCCUGGAAUUUAGAGUGUAAUCUCCUGCUAAGGUCAUUCAAGUGUAUUUCAAAAAUGAUUCCCAAAGUUGCACUCAUCGUGGGUAUUCAUGGAAUCUUAGACUUCCUUUCCUAUUUUUGUUUCCUUGGAUAUGCCCUCAUCUUACCCAAGGACUGAUAUGCCUGAAUAUAGCUGAAGUUUUUGUAUUUUAUAGGGGAUAUAUUUUGACUUAAAUCCUGUGAAACUGUACUGGAAUUGCACAGGUCUAGAAGCAAGUUUAAUGGUUCUUUAAACAGGUGCAUAAACUUUUAAGAAUUAUUUAUUUAGUGAUACCACAACUUUAGUUUAAAACCCCACCAACCUACUGAAAGAAUUGAUAGGAUUUGAAUGAAUUAUAUUGCUUUCCUAAAAUAUCUUCUGAGUGAUAUUCAGUGCGUGUGUGUAUGCAUACAGAGAAAGAGAGAUCUCAUACAACACAGUAUGGAGGCAUCUUGCCUUCGAAUUGGCUUCAUUUCUUUUCUGGUUGUUGUCUUUCUGUUUGCCUAAAGUACUUGCUGUGUCCUUGGUCAGCAUAUUUACACACACGUCCUUUGAGUUCCUAACAGCAUCUUCCCUGAACAAUCUGUUCCCUUUGUGGCAGUGCAGGUGUACUCAGGUGUCUGCACUGUGCAAACCAAGAUGGCAGGGGGGAAAAAAUAGAGGGGGGGGGAACUUAGGAGCCCUGCCAGCUCUCAAAGCAGUUCUGAGUUGUGUAAAGCCCAAGAACUGGUAGCUCUCUCUGCUUGACUGCUGCAGCUCUGUGUCCAGCACUAUGGGAGCUGCUCUUGCUUCACAAACAUAGGUGCCUCCAAGGACACAACCUGGGAUGCUGAGCAAAAGCAGACUUACCCAGAACCUUGACAUUUUCACCUCCAAAGCAGAGAGAGUGAUUGAGACAAAAACACUUCUUGAAAUCAAAGGAAAAUUGAAUGCUACACUGCUUUUUUAACAAGGCAUAUUAUGCAGUGUUGCAGUUGCCCUCUCCCCCUCUGAAUUUUUAAGCCAGGUGCUGUUUUGUGUUACCAGGAAACAAGCCUAUCUUAGCGACCCCUGAUAGUUCCUGAGUUGUUUGUACUCCAAGGAACAUCUCUCUGACAAACAGCAGCUGCUCAAACUCACUACUGAAGUUACAGAUUACUGCAUUUCAGUGAGCAGUCAUCCCAGGUCUGCACUUCAGAAAGUUGCUCUACUCUGCUGAUUGUCAGCUGAGAAAUAAGAAGCUUUUUUUUGUUUCUUUGUUUUCUUAUUUGCAUUUAGGAUAAAGUCUUUACCUCUUGCUUGCCCACCUCCAAGUGAUGGUAUCAAAAUUAAGGGCAGCUUGGUCGUAUGUUAAUAAAGUUUGCACUUAGCCUCCUGAUCCAAGGAUCUUAGAUAAGGUAAGAGCAGUGUUCAGUGAAUUUUGAGAGAAAUUCUGAGGUUAGAAAGAGCCUGUAACAAUGCCUUAAACACUUUAGUCUGCUGGACACCUAACUAUAGUAAAAAGCUGAUUUUUCUUCUUGUCAGUGCUGAACCAGUGACUCAGUAGAGCAGUCAAGGAGAUACUGAAGCUCUUUUAUUGUAUAGAUAUAAAACUUAGGCCAUAGCCACUUCACAGACGUAAAAAUAAUCCUUUUUUUUCCCCUAUAGACAGGGAGUGUUACAUUUACAUUCCCUCAGAUAUGAGUGUGGAGUUCUCCAGAAGUCUCUUAAAACUGUGAUUAAUAAAAGCAAUUGUUUGGAAGGUUUUUUAAAUGGGUAUCAAUGGUGACUACAAAGCUUGAAAGAAGAUAGCAUAAAAUAAGAGACUUGUGUGGGUUGGCUGAUUUAAAAUACUUUUGCUCAACAGUUUAAGUAUGUGACUUGCUGGCAAUCCACUUUAUGGAGCCCUUCCUUGCUUCCUAGAAGCUCUAAAUUUAGGAAUGCAGUUAAUGUGAAAUUAAGAGCUGUCCGUGCUUAACACACAGCUAAGUACAGAGAAAAUCCAAGGAGUAGCAGUUGAGCUGGAAGAGACUGAGAUAAAUAUAAACUGAGUGUGAUGUGGAUGGGUGGACUCUGCCAAACAUGGUGGGGGAAUCUUCAGGGUACAGUUUCAUGCUUCACUUGACACCGUCUAGGUGUGUGGCAGUGCUGAAAAGGGACUCUCUUGUGCUUAUUCCUGACUCCAGCGUUGCUCUUUGGAUCAGAUCAUGAGUUUAUCCACUUAAAACAGUUCCAUUUGGCUAGGGUGUUUUUUCAGCUGGUUUGUGUUGUCUGGCUGUACAGCGACUUGGUCAAUGCAGGCAGUACAAGAAAGGUGCUGGGGAAGAUGUGUGGUGUAUCCUGGAAAUAAUAGUGAGCUGUUGGACUGGCUGACUGUGCACCUGCAGUGUAUUUCUGUAUUUAACAGGAGUCUGGAGGAAACAAUGUGUUCAUGUCCAUCUGAACUGUGGCUUUUCUGCAUGGGCAGCAGGAGUGGGCAGAGAGCACUGCAGUCAUUCCCAGCCAGCUGCGCAGCCUUCCCGGCUGCUCUGAGUCACCCCCACGAGUGAGUGAGGCAACAGGAGGGAAGGAAGGCCCUUUGGAGCAGUGGCUGGGGCCAAGCCUGUGUGAGUGUCAGUCUCUGCUCUGGAGCAGCUGAGGUGUGCUUGAAUAUGUCCAGAUUUGCCAGCAAUGCGUGUGGGCAGCAGCUCACAGUGGUGAGUGAUGAGGGCUUCUGACUCGCCUUUUUUCACCAAGUCCCAAGGUGUGCAGAGGUCAAGGUUUCAUGUAUUGCAGUUUGUACCAGUGUUAUUCCUACAUGAAUACUCAAAAGUUCUGGCUAAAGCUAGGCUUUUAUCCCUUAGCCUGAAAUCCACUGGCACUAGUUUCAUAUUUGCAGAAAUUGGUCUGUGCAAAUGACAGUGUCCAGACUAGAUCGCUGAGUGAAGUGGAUGGAGACCCCCUCAGAGCUGGUCACCCACUUCAGACACAGAGGAAAUUUCAGGAGUUGUAAUAAUUGACAAAAAAUGUAUGACUUCUUCAGAAGGUCUUUCCCUCAUUCCACGAGGGAGAAACAAAAGCAAUUUUAACUAAUUAGGCUAAUUAUUGCUGCUCAUCAGUGAAGCUGACACAUGUAAGCAGUGAGCUGGUCCUUCCUCCAAUGUACAAACUCUAAUAGUUUAUUUCCUUUAUCUCUGUCUGUCACCAGUAGUGAAUUGAUGUGCAUUUUCACCCUUGCAGAGGAAAAGGUUUUCCUGACAGCCUUCUGUGCCAUGUGAGAGAGAUGCAGGAGCUUUCCUUGUUUCUCCUGUUGUAAGGGUUUAAGUUUUAAUGUGGACAAAGUCUUUGUUAGUUGGGUAGGAAUUUCUGAGAGUGCAUCUGGGUAGUACAAGCCACAUCACAGAUCCACUACAGAGAUUUGUAUUUCUGUUAGCCUAUGUAAAUUCGGUCAAGAACAAAUAUAUACACUGAUUUUCAUUUUUGGGGGAGUGGGUCAAUAGAGAUGAACCAGAAGAAUAGCUUGAAGGCUUUAGGUUUAGUUGUAGUUCUGGUAUUUCAGCCUGACCCUAAAAAAAGCACCCAAUUGUGCUGGCUUUCCUAUUUAAAACAAAACCAAACCAGAUAACAACAACAAACCCCUAAUUCUUUGUUUUGCUGUUUAGAGCUUUAGGAAAUCACUAUGGUCAUACAAAAUACUGUUCUGUUUUGUGGAGGGAUAUUUUUUCUUCUUGUGUAGGAAAAGAGAGGAUACAACCCAUGACUCUUAACUGUGCUGCAAUGCCUCCAGUAGUUCAACUUGGCAAGAUAACAAAACCACUGCAGAACUUAAAAGGUAAUUAAUGCAUUUGAGAAAAAAUAUUUUUAAAUGCCAUGCUGAUGAAUCAGUUUGUUGGAUUUUUUUUAUUAAACCUUUUUUCAACAAAAACCAGUAUUGCAGAUCAGGUACUCAUGUUCAGGUCUGCCCUUUAGGGAUGUGAGUGUACUAAAUAGCAGAUGGGAAUGUUGAUGAUUCACUGAAUAUGUGUAAACACUACCUCACCAGAAAGCUUAACAAGAGGGAUAUGGAACUUGAAAUUUGUUUUCAAUGAGGCCUGCUCUGUAGUACAAAUACAGUGAGUUCUUGCUGUGAGAAGACAGAUGGGAAAGCCCUCUGUGAUGCCUGUCUAAUCACCUGAGAUGUGCCUUUCUGCUGCUCUUUGUGCUUUCUGGGCACUGCCCUUCCAGUCAUGGCUAAUAACAGCACUUAGAGGCUGUUCUGGUUUCAGACAUCCACUGCCAAGUCAGCCCCUGUUUACCUGUGAUGUGGUUUUUCUGAUUCAUGAGUUCUCACCUGUGUGUGACCACUUAUCUCCUCCUGGCAGAGAUGAAAAUAUUCUUUGCUAUGAAAAACUGCUGGGAGCUUGACAUCCUCUUCCUGUAAAUCUUUGACCACUUCCAGCAGCUUCAAGGCAGCCCAGGGAGAAGUUGGCAUUGACCACUUCAAGUACUCUGCUGUGCAAUCUGAAUAAAUUUGAAAAAUGCCUCUUUUAAUCUCUUGAGCUUUUACUUUCAGCUGCUUCUCUCCAAUGAUGACAGCCAUAAAUCAUGCUUAGCAUAAUCUCAUUCCUCAUUUUUAUUUUUAGUAAUUGACUCCAGGAAGCGUGGCUUAAAAAAAAUAAGUUUAAAAAGAGCCAAAUGCUCAGUAAAAUCUGUCCUUCCAAAAAAAAAAAUCUGUCCUUCCACCAGGAUUGUUUGACAAUUCAGUUAGUUUUGGUUUGACCUUCAAAUGCCCAGUCUUGCUGGGCUGUGCCUGAUACUUGGCCAUUCAAGGAGUAAACGAUAAGCAGCACAGGAACUUGAAAGAAGUUUUACAAGCCAAGUGUCUUCCACUCCAUCCUGUGGGUGGGACUUGGGUAGCACUUGCAUGACCCGCAGUUGAUAAAAGUUGAUGGCAAAUUAGUAAUUGAAAAAUUUAUCACUGUAAUUAUCAUCUGGUUUGUUUCCUCAUCUCCACCCUUUGGAAGAGAUAAAAAACCCCAGCAUCCUCUGGUUGUGCUCACAGAAAUGAUUACAAGUAAUAAAUUUAUUUAGUACACUAGAGUAUAGAAAUACUGAGAUCACUGUGAAGAAAAACACAACUCCCUUUGUCCUUUAUCUUUACUUCAGGAAGACUUUGACCAGUGUUUUAAAGAAGCUGUGGAGCCUGGGUUAGUCACAGCAGUUCAGCUGUUUGAGCAGUGAUUCAUUUGUACCCAUUCUUAGUUCUAGCUGUGGUGUUGGUAAUGAAAAACUGACAGCUGAAAUUAGAGGACUGAGGUGGAAAGGACUUUGUCCAGCAGGAGAGCAUCAAUCUACAGCUGUUCUUCCUGAGAUAUAAUUUGUUCACCAGUGAUUUGAUUACUCAACAGUCUACAUGGAUUCACAAGCCAUUCACAGGAAUUGAAUUUCUAAACAAAAUGUAGACAAAAGUUUCCUUUAAUGUAGGACAAAUCCCCCUAACGCUGUAGUAGGGUUGACACUGGGCACAGGAUGUCUGCCAUAGUUCUAUGUUGGACUGCUGUUAAAAUGAGGUGCAUAAUUCAUGUUCAGCACAGGCAGUUGAGACCAUGACUCAUUUGUGCCUCACUAAAAUAUUAAACUUCCAGGCCACUUCAAUUACAAGCCUGGCAAGACAUACAACCUGAUACAGUAAAAUAUUUAUCUGUGUUAUCCAGGCAAUGGCAAAAGAAUCCAGUUGUGACAAAGAAUGGUACUUGUGAUUAAUUAUUUAAUUAGUUUCUUUAAUCAUUUUGGCUACCUAGGAGUAGAAGGAGCUGCAGUUGCAUGGACAUUCCACUUACUAAAGUAUUUUGGAGAUGCAUGAAAGCUUUGUAUCUUCAGGAAUGUAAGCUUUUAAAGUAUUUGUGCAUAUGUAAACAACUGUUACUCUGAAGGAGGGUGGAAGAUAAGAGAAACUGGACAAACUUACACUUCUAUAAUAGCAAAGAUUAAAGAUGAAUUCUAAAAGAGAAUCUGAAAAAGAGCUCGAGGUAUCUGAGUUUUGAGGAGGGGGAAAUACAGUGCAUUUAAUAAAUGCACUCAAAUAGCACAUGUUAAGUAAUGAAGCUCUGCUGAUUAAAGACUAAUUUAAAUGUUCUCAAUGAUUAGGUCUAAUGUAACAGAAUUAGUGCUUCUGAACUGCUAAAACAGGAACCUUGUCCAUGAGCAUUCUUUUUCCUCUAGCUGGAAGCAAUAGCUAGAUUUUACAUGCAUUGUAUCGUAGAUCCAAAAUUCAAUUUUUUUGUGUUUAAAUAGGCAGCCCUGUUGAGGUCUGUUUGCAGACAACAGAUGUACUUAGCAGUGGACUUUGCCUGGAACUGAAUGCAUGCAAAUGGCUCCACAUGUGAAACUGUAGAAUGCACUGAAAAAUCUGAGUAUUCCAGCUCAUGUUUCCCUGCAUAAUGAAGUCACUGACUAGGAUGAUCAGAUUAUAAAAAGUCAUCUUUGGUGUUUAUAUAAUACCUAGGUUCAGCUGAACUGUUUUUAAUCAGGAAUUCAUAUUGUUUAUCUUGUAUGUUCAUUUAUAUCCUUUCAUCAUGCAUUUGCAUACAUUGUGCUGACCUUUUGUGGAAACCCUGCAGGAUUUUUAUAACAGUUCAGCUGAAAUUCGAUGUGAACUUGAUCAGCUGUUACAGGCUGGGUAGGAUCUCAGCAACACAGCUCACAGGGUGAAGAGCUUCUGUGAACAAGGGUACAGAGAGUUUUUCUCUGGUACUCAAUGCUUUUCUACUGGAACAGAAUGUUAAUCCAUUUAUUUUGUAAGGAUAUUUAAUUUUUCAUCUGUUUUUAAAGAUGGUGACCAGAGACUGCGGGGUUUUGGCAGCUGCUGAUCUCUGAGCUGCAGCAUUGCAAGACUCAAGUUGCAAGUCGAUGUUUUUAUCUUUUUGUUUUGAUCAUAAAGUCAAGUAGUGGUGUUUUCUAAGGCCUCUGGCAAAUAGAGGUGAAGAAUGACUGCUCCUGGGUGUGUUGGUUACAGCAGUGAUUUGCAAGUCUUCCUGACUUUAUGCAAUGGUUUAGACUUCUCCAGGGUGUAUUACGUAGUGUAUUUGAGCAAUCUUGAUCAACUUUUUUCCCUGCAAUCUAUUACCUUCAUUCUACAAAUUAACAAGUGGAAUUCUACUCAGUUGUGUCUUCAUUCAGCUGCCAACUUGCACUUUUUCAUCCAUCUCCUCGAGACAUAAUUUGUAGCUUCUAACAGGUCAUCCUGCACAGCAGUGCUUGCACGCAGUCCUUCCAAAUAUACCUACUGAUUCUGUAAUUCCCUGAAGUUACCUUUGCAAAAGUUGUGAUGCUUAUGAGUUUCUGUCAGAGAGGAGGAGGAGCAGAAUGAGGUGGGAAAAGCUGUGCAUGUGUGUGGUGGGCAGCAGUACAGAUCAGCCUCGCAGCUUGACAGUCAGUGGCUGCCUCUGCCUGACCGUGCGUGUUAGGGCUGCUCCCUUCCUUGCUCACCUUUCACAGGGAAAAUUUAGUGGCCAGGAGCAAGUGUGAAGGCACCUGGCAGCAUAAUGAAUGGCAGAGAUUCCUCAACUGGAAUGUGAGCCUUUCUGCUGUGGAUUUGGACAGGUGUAAUUUAUGUUUGCUUGCAGUCCUAGAUACUGUUGCUGCCAUCUUGGAGAGCGGAGCCCAGGGAAUGUUUUUGUCCAUUCAUCUAACGACUGAUGUUGGUUUAGGUUUGGGGUUGGUUGGCUGGGGGUGUUGUUUGUUUGUUUUUUAAUGUGUACCACAUCCCUAGGGGAGGGAUGAUCAAUAUUCAAGGAAUGUAACAACUCCUAUACUACCUCCACUUGGAGACAGAAGUUACCACAAUAAGAGCAUGUGUUGUAGGGAGUGGAAUGUGCAAUAUAAUUUACAUACUCCAAAUUACCGGCCUCCACCCCAACCUGAGACAGCAAUAGCUGCUGUGGAACUAGAAGGUGUCAAGCCUCUGCUUCCAUUCCUCCCUGCCAUCAGGAAAAGAAAGAGUUUAUCACUGGGCAUGGUAGAUACUCCUGGAGAUGCUCAUGUCUGAGACACUGCCCUGGCCACGGCUGCUCCCUGCUAGGUUGUCAGCUGGUAAUCUCAGGCACCAAGAUAGGCUGGAAUUCAAGGACCACCCCAUAGUAUGUCCUGUUUCUUCACCAGUCAAGCUUGAGACCCCUUAUUAACAAGCUGUAACAAAUGCAACAUAAUUUGUUCUUCAACUGUUGUUUAUUUUUGUGUUCAUCUUUGGUGGCGUUGCCUUGGUAAGUGUCUAACUCAGUCAUCACUGAGUACUAACAAUGGAAAAGAGGAUGCAAGGCUGGGUUUGGGAGGCAAUAUUCCCUGGAAUACACAAGUACAGAGAAGAGAACAUUAAGUAGUGGGUUAAAUACUCAAGCCUACGCUCUGCUGUAUCUAGCUAUUCCUCCAGCAUAUUACUGCUUUGAUCCAUACUUACAGUUUGCCAGUCAAGACACAUUUUAUGACAAGAUAACAUUUUACUUACUUUUUUCCCAUUCUUGCUCUGACUGGCACUUUCUGCUUCUCUGUAAAUGUUUGGCCUAAAAGGUUUGAAUUAAUGUCUUCUCUUUAGACAGAUGCUGCCAUUUAGAAGUGUUAUCUGAAAGGCAUGCAAUUAAUUCUUGACCUCAAUUAAGUCAGUACAAAGUUCUCACAGCUGAGUGUGAUAAGCAGUUAUGGUUCUAUGAUACUGAAUUUGCUGUGAUGUACCAUUCAGCAUUAACACAAGGCACAUCUUGUUUGAUAAUUUUUCAGAAUCUCAACACAUCAGCUUGUUGUCUUCUCCUUCCUCCUCCCCUCCAAAUCUAAUUAUAGUGGCUUCCACUGCUGUCUGUCAGUCUUGACAGCUUUAAGUGGAAGCAAGUGGAAAGAUCUGAGUUCUACCACUAACCAGACUUUAUUUAUCAAUCUCCAAAUGACAUUUAAUACAAUUUUUCAACCUUAAAGCUGGGGAUGGAUCCCCACCUGAACAACAUGGUGGAUGGUGGGUGUCCUGCUCAGAGCCUACAAUUUCCACUGGAAACCUCGGGGCUGUAGAGCAGGGAGGUGAAAGCUGGGACCUUAGAGAAACUUGCAUUUGAGACAGUGUGAGAUGAGGCAUAAAGCACUGGUAGGUGCUCCAGCCUGGGCCACGUGGGAUUGACAAGGGGGUGUACAGAUUCAGAGGAGCUCAGUGAAACUGGGACUACUGAUAUUUCUAUAUGGAGAAAAAGAGAGAAGAGUGGAGCAGAUGGUUGAAAGGGUUUUUAUCUUCUACUUGCAUCACUUCUGUUUAAUAAAAGGAGUUUCUGUUGUGUUUUUA